AUGGCGUAUCAGGUCACCACCGCGUCUCUCACCCCCUCCCGCCCAGCACCCGCCGCUCCCAUCCGCCGUGGCAACGACGUCCAAGCCGCGCUCGCUAGCUCCGGCUACGGCUCUUCCUUCUCAGUCGGCACGUCGUCGCCCUCCGGCUCUUCCUACGCGUCCUCCUACUCAGGCAUUGGCGGCUCCCCCAACCGCAACUCUGACAUGGUCAACUCCUCCAACAUCGUCCGCUGCGGCACCGUUCUUGUCAAGGAGGAUGGGCUCGUGUCCUGGCUCUGGCGGCCCAAGUGGUUGGUCCUGAAAGAGCAGACGUUGUCGAUACACAAGAGCGAGUCUUCGCCCCAAUAUCAAAGCCAGAUCCUGCUGUCCGAGAUCGCAAACAUCGAGCGGACAGAUUUGAAGCCUUAUUGCCUCCUCCUCGAAGUCAAGGAGAAGCGCAUGUUUUUCUCACUAAAGAGCGACGAGGAGCUCUACGGAUGGCAAGACGACAUUUACUCACGGAGUCCUCUCAUGGGUGUGAGCAACCCGACCAACUUCGUGCACAAGGUCCACGUUGGGUUUGAUCCCAACUCUGGAGCUUUUACGGGUCUUCCCGAUGCAUGGAGCAAGCUACUCACAAAGUCCGCCAUCACCCGAGAAGACUACGCAAAGGACCCCCAGGCUGUCCUCGAUGUCCUGGAAUUCUACACGGAUCACCAGAAGCGGGAGAUGGAGGAGAGCAUGGGAUACGCGCGCAACCAGGGUUCGUACUCAUCAUCGUCCACCCUCACCCCGUACUCCGACACCUCGAGCGCACCACGAUUCAACGCGGGUACCGGUUUCGGCGGGGCUGGGAUCCCGAAGACUUCCACGUCGUCCGACCGUCCAUCGAUCAAACGUCAAGACUCGGCCCCUGCACACCUCAACGGCGACGCCGUCAACGGCACCCAAGCUGCUCUUGCCCGCGCCGCGGAGGUCGUCAACGGCUCACAUUUGCACCAUGCCAACACCGUGUCCGCCGCGCAGACAAAUGCGAACAUGCGGAACCCGAUCCCUCCGAUGGGCGCCCCCGGCCAGCUGCAGGCGUCGCGCCCGGCUCCCCAGCGUCCCCUGCUCUCAGCGAACCGGCCCGCGCCAUCGGCACCGGCCAAGCCCCCCCUCCCCGACCACUCUCCCUCGUCGGCAGAACUCCGUCUGCGGGCAAAGGCCCAGGGCCCGCCCACGGAGGGGAUGACCAAGCCGCCAGGUCUCAUGCAGCCGGAGCGCAAAGAGUCGCUGGACCGCCAAGGCGGCGGACCACGGCCACCCAUGGCUCCCGCGAAGUCCUCUCCCGCAAUGACUAUGCAGGGCUCCCAGCCUGCAUCGGGUCCCACAGGUGCGACGGUCGGCCCCCCACCUGUCAAGCCUCUUCAACCUGCGAAGAAGCCGAUGGGUCCCAAGGACCAGCCCGCGGUCACUAUCACGGGAAGCGGCGACGACGAGCGGAACGGCAGCGUCGCAGCUGCGGCCGCUGCGUUGGAGAAGCCGAAGGUGGAGAAGGAGAAGCGGAUCAGCACGAUGAACGAGGCGCAGAUUAUGGAGAAGCUUCGGAGUGUCGUCAGCGCCGACGACCCGAAGUUGCUGUACAGCAAGAUCCGCAAAGUUGGCCAGGGUGCUUCGGGACAUGUUUACGUCGCGAAGGUGCACGCAACGGGCAAGAAAAUCGCCAUCAAGGAGAUGGACCUGUCAAACCAACCGCGCAAAGAGCUUAUCGUGAACGAGAUUCUCGUCAUGAAGGAGUCCCAGCACCCGAACAUCGUCAACUUCCUCGACUCGUACCUCGUCAAGAACAACGAGCUUUGGGUCGUCAUGGAGUACAUGGAGGGCGGUGCGCUCACUGACAUCAUCGAGAACAACACGCUGGAGGAGGACCAGAUUUCGAGCAUCUGCUUGGAGACGUGCAAGGGUCUCGGUCACCUGCACAGCCAGUCCAUUAUUCACCGUGACAUCAAGUCCGACAACGUGCUUUUGGACGCGCAGGGUCACGUCAAGAUCACCGACUUCGGUUUCUGCGCCAAGCUCACCGAUCAGAAGAGCAAGCGCGCGACGAUGGUGGGCACUCCGUACUGGAUGGCCCCCGAAGUCGUCAAGCAAAAGGAGUACGGCGCAAAGGUCGACAUUUGGUCGCUUGGUAUCAUGGCCAUCGAGAUGAUCGAGAACGAGCCGCCCUACCUUGAUGAGGAGCCUUUGAAGGCGCUGUACCUCAUCGCGACGAACGGCACGCCCACGCUCAAGAAGCCCGACGCGCUCUCACGCGAACUCAAGGGCUUCCUGAGUGUGUGCCUGUGUGUUGACGUCAAGAGCCGUGCGACCGCGGACGAGCUGCUCGAGCACGAGUUCCUGAAGAAGGCCUGCGCGCUCUCCGGCCUCGCGCCCCUGCUCCGCUUCCGCAACAAGCAGGCAUCAUGA
Molecule: messenger RNA, 2427 nt
Organism: Epithele typhae
Lineage: Eukaryota; Fungi; Basidiomycota; Agaricomycetes; Polyporales; Epitheliaceae
Product: Pkinase-domain-containing protein
Exons: 7
Coding region: 1-2427 (808 amino acids)
Biological process (GO): protein phosphorylation; intracellular signal transduction; regulation of MAPK cascade
Cellular component (GO): cytoplasm
Molecular function (GO): protein serine/threonine kinase activity; ATP binding
Source: RefSeq, a predicted model, not a curated record